AUGGAGGCCAUCAAAGACAUGCCUUUUCCUACAGAUGUGCAGUCUCUACGAAGGUUCCUGGGUAUGGUAACCUACCUUGCCAGGUGUUUACCAUGUGUCUCUGAUGAAACGAAAGUGUUGAGAAAGCUCACAGAGAAAGAUGCCGAGCAGUGUUGGUUAAUCGCACACAAAGAAUCCGUGGUUCGAAUCCAAAGAUUGAUCAGCAUCGCGCCAGUGCUUGCCUAGUGUGACGUCACAAAGUCCGUAUCUAUACAAUGUGAUGCAUGCCAAACCGGUCUUAGAGCUGCUCUUCUACAAGAUAACCACCCAAUUGCCUACAGCUCUCUAGAGCAAACAGCAACUGAGCGCAACUACGCGCAAGUAGGGAAAGAAUUCUUAGCCAUUAUCUACGCAUGCGAGAAAUUUGCCAACACAUUUUUGGAAAGAGCGACGUCGUGGUAGAAUCAGGCCACAAGCCACUGGAGACUAUAUUUAUGGUAGACGUACUCGAACACGUCUUUCAGUUGCAAGGAAACAGCCGAACCCGGCUCUUAUCGAAAGAGUGACGAAGAAUAUGGAGAAAAGCAAAGAGAAGCAAAGAAAUAUUUUGAUCGACAGUCGCGGAAGUUGAAAACAAUGAAAAGGCUGUCAGCAGGCGAUGUAAUCCGAAUGCGUUGUCCGGGUGAUUCAAAUGUGAUUGGUAAGGUCAUUGAAGUCAUAGGUUUUCGAUCUUACCUGGUUGAGGUCAAUGGAAGAAAAUAUCGUCGAAAUCGAAGGCAUUUACGUACGACAGCAGAGCAGUUACCUCUACAAACCGAACUGUCCGAUGCAGAUGAGUCGUUGACUGACGACGAAUCAAUCGACGAACCCGCUGAUGUAGAUGCCAUGGGAGGCCAGAGAGAUGAGACAUGGGGCAGAUGA
Messenger RNA from Paramuricea clavata, 900 nucleotides. Lineage: Eukaryota; Metazoa; Cnidaria; Anthozoa; Malacalcyonacea; Plexauridae. The record is from the annotation of a GenBank genome assembly.